Molecule: messenger RNA, 12626 nt
Organism: Dromaius novaehollandiae (emu)
Lineage: Eukaryota; Metazoa; Chordata; Aves; Casuariiformes; Dromaiidae
Gene: RALGAPA2
Product: Ral GTPase activating protein catalytic subunit alpha 2
Exons: 40
Coding region: 544-6399 (1951 amino acids)
Biological process (GO): positive regulation of GTPase activity; regulation of small GTPase mediated signal transduction
Cellular component (GO): nucleus; cytoplasm
Molecular function (GO): GTPase activator activity
Source: RefSeq, a predicted model, not a curated record
GCGCGCGGGCGGGGCCGCCGGCGGCUGUGCAGUGCGGCGGCGCGGGAGGGAGGCGGUUAAACCGCCCGGGCGGCGGGGCCGGUCGGUUCCGUAUUUACACGCCCACCCUCCACCCUCCCUUGUGGCGGCAGGACAGCUGGGGCGCCCUGCCCGGCCCCACACGGACUUUCCCCGCGGGCGGCCCUCGCGGGAGCCGGGCCCGGGCUCUCCGCGCGCCUUCCCCCCCCCCCCGCUGCCGCACGCACCUGCCCCCCGCAGCCGGCCGGUCUCCUCCCUCGCAGCGCGAGGAGGCUCUCUGCCCCCUUCCUUCCUCCGCGCGCGGGCAACGGGCGCGGCCGAGGAGCUCCUCUUCCCUCGGCCAGGGCGCGGGGCGGCCGGCGAGCGGGCGGGUGUCUGCCCGCCCCUCCUCCGUGAAAACCCCCCGCGCGGGGUCUCUUCGGCCGCCGCCGCUGGCCACAGGGGAUCGCCCUGACCCGGCGUCUCCUCCUGCCUGACCUCCCCCGCCGCCCCCUCGGGUCCCUGCGCCCCCUUCCUCGCCGCGGGAUGUUCUCCAGAAAGAGCCACGCGGAUGUCAAGAAGUCCACGCAGAAAGCGCUGGACCCUAAGAAGGACGUGCUGACCCGCCUCAAGCACCUCAGGGCGCUCCUCGAUAUUGUGGAUGGAAGUGACCUGAAGCAAUUUUUUGAGAACAAUUAUUCUCAAAUUUAUUUUAUCUUCUAUGAAAACUUCAUAACACUGGAAAAUAGCUUGAAACAAAAAGGAAGUAAAUCACAAAGGGAGGAGCUGGACUCCAUUCUCUUUCUUUUUGAAAAAAUAUUGCAGCUGCUACCUGAGAGGAUUUUUUAUCGAUGGCAUUUUCGCAGUAUAGGGUCCAUUUUGAAGAAACUUUUGCACACUGGAAACUCUAUCAAGAUAAGAUGUGAAGGAAUCAGACUGUUUCUUCUUUGGCUUCAAGCACUUCAGACUAACUGUGCAGAAGAGCAAAUAUUAAUAUUUUCAUGCCUUGUGCCUGGUUUUCCACCAAUUAUGUCCUCAAGGGGUCCGUGUACACUAGAUAACAUCAUUAGUCCUCCUUCUAAUUCACUAGAUGCUAAGAUUUAUCCUGAAGAGAUAACUCCACUUUUGCCAGCUGUCUCUGGAGAAAAAAUUGCUGAAGACCAAACCUGCUAUUUUCUUCAGUUACUGUUAAAAUACAUAGUAAUUCAGGCAGCAAGCUUGGAGUGGAAGAAUAAGGAGAACCAAGACACUGGUUUUAAGUUUCUCUUUACCUUGUUUAGAAAGUACUAUCUUCCCCACUUGUUUCCAUCUUUUACAAAGCUAACCAACCUGUACAAACCUGUUCUUGAUAUUCCUGAUGUAAGACCAAGACCAGUAUACAUUUCUGCAACGCGAAACAAUGAAAAUGUCUAUAGCACAAAAGUUCCAUAUAUGGCAGCUCAAGUUGUUUUUAUUAAGUGGCUUGUUACCUUCUUUCUUGAAAAGAAGUAUUUAACUGCUGUUCAGCAUACAAAAAAUGGAGGAGAAAUGAUCCCUAAAAUUAUUCAGACUGUUGGUGUUGUAAACCAAGAUAAAAACCCAGAGCUGGAAACCAGUAUGCCUUAUGCAAGCGAGCAAGAGAGAAACCAUUCUAAUAGCAGCACCUUGUCUGACCGAAGACUCAGUAACUCCAGCCUUUGCAGCAUUGAAGAACAGCACCGAACAGUGUAUGAGAUGGUGCAGAGAAUCCUCUUAUCCACUCGAGGCUAUGUCAACUUUGUUAAUGAAGUCUUUCGCCAGGCUUUUUUGUUGCCGCCUUCUGAUAUAUCUGCAACACGAAAAGUGGUUAAGGUAUAUCGAAAAUGGAUAUUGCAAGAGAAACCUGUGUUCAUGGAGGAGCCAGACAAAAAGGAAAAUGAUCAGGAUGAUGUUACCAACUUGGAGGAUUCAUCAGUGCAAACAGAUAGUAAACAUCUUGCCUCUGACCAUUCAGGCCAUAAACGAUCAUCCAGCUGGGGAAGAACAUACUCCUUCACUAGUGCUGUUAACAGAGGAUGUAUAUUAGAAGACGAAGACAAAAAUGUUAAAGCUGGUGCUCAAGCUGCAUUACAGGUAUUCUUAACAAACUCUGCGAAUGUUUUCUUAUUGGAACCAUGCGCUGAAGUCCCUGCACUUCUGAAGGAGCAAGUUGAUGCUUGCAAAGAAGUUUUGAGUAUUUUUAGGCGCAUGAUAAUGGAAAUAUCAAUGAAUAAAAGGACAUGGGAACAGAUGUUACAGAUACUCCUCAGAAUAACAGAAGCUGUGAUGCAGAAGCCAAAGGAGAACCAAAUAAAGGAUACGUUUGCUCAAAGUAUGUCAGGAUUACUUUUCCGAACUCUUAUUGUAGCUUGGAUCAGAGCAAAUCUGAGCGUUUAUAUUUCCCGAGAGCUCUGGGAUGAAUUGCUUAGUGUUCUGUCCUGCCUCACCAACUGGGAGGAGCUGAUAAACGAAUGGGCCAAUAUUAUGGAUUCUCUAACAGCAGUGUUAGCAAGAACGGUGUAUGGAGUUGAAAUGACCAACUUACCCUUGGAUAAGCUGAGUGAACAAAAAGAAAAAAAGCAGAGAGGAAAAGGUGGAAUUUUAGAGCCUCAAAAGACAGCUGUAGUGGGAAGAUCUUUUUCAUUAAGCUGGAAAAGUCACCCUGAAGUUGUGGAGCCAAUGAGAUUCAGAAGUGCUACCACCUCUGGAGCACCAGGAGUUGAGAAAGCAAGAAAUAUGGUUCGUCAAAGGGCAACAGCUAAGCGAAGCCAGUCUAUCAGCAACUGUGCUCAUCUUUAUGAGGCUUUGCCAGCUACUAAAAGUGUACCUCUUCUGCUUCACACUGUGAGCUCUCUCUUACCUGGUAUCUCUUACACUUCUUGUUCUCACAGACUGUCAGAAGUUGAAGAAUCUCAGCAGUCGGAAGCAUCAACAGGAGCAGAAGCUACUGGCCUGUUUGCAGACCAGGAGCAACAACUAACUCGAAGUAGUAGCACUUCAGAUAUUACAGAUCAAUUUACACCUGAUUUUUUUCAAGGUAAAAAGGCUGGGAGUUCUCAGAAUUUAACUUCUUCAGACUCCAAACCAAUACAGGAAAAUAAGGGAUGUACAAAAAAGGAAUAUGAAGCUGAGCAUGUCCUAGUACGAAGGAGCAGCAGUCCAGCUGAAUUAGAUUUGAAAGCAGACUUGCAGCAAUCACAGGGAAAUCACCAAGAGAGAGAAAAGAGUGAAAGUGUUAGUAGUGACACAUCCAUUGGCUAUAAUAAUGAAGUGGAGAUUGCACUUAUCCACUGGCAAACUUCUGAAGAUGACCAUGAAGUUAAUGCAUCAGCAGAUGUUUGUGUUGAUCCUGAAGCACCUCGCUGGCUUCAGCUUAGUCCUUCGGAUGCUACAAAUUUAACAGAUAGCAGUGAAUUCCUUGCUGAUGACUGUAGUAUAAUUGCUGGUGGAAGCCUUAUAGGUUGGCAUCCUGAUUCUGCUGCUGUAUUAUGGAGAAGGAUCUUGGGAAUUCUUGGUGAUGUGAACAAUAUACAGUCACCUAAAAUCCAUGCAAAAGUUUUUGAGUAUCUCUAUGAGCUGUGGUAUAAACUUGCAAAGAUAAGAGACAACCUUGCUAUAAGUUUGGACAAUCAGUCUACUCCCUCUCCUCCUGUUCUAAUUCCUCCUGUCAGAAUAUUUGCAUCAUGGUUAUUCAAGGCAACCACCCUGCCAAAUGAAUAUAAGGAAGGCAAACUUCAGGCGUACAGGCUGAUCUGUGCUAUGAUGACUAGACGUCAGGAUGUUCUUCCAAAUUCAGAUUUCUUAGUUCAUUUUUAUUUUGUGAUGCACCUUGGCUUAACAAGUGAAGACCAGGAUAUCUUAAAUACUGUCAUAAAGCAUUGCCCACCUUGGUUUUUCUUCUUGGGCUUACCUGGCUUUACAAUGCUGAUAGGAGACUUCAUUACAGCUGCAGCCAGAAUUCUUAGUACAGACAUGCUGGAGGCCCCCCGUUCAGAAGCUCAUACCAUCCUUGGUUCUCUUGUUUGCUUUCCAAAUAUUUACCAAGAAAUCCCACUAUUGCAGCCCAUUUCAGAAGCUGGCGAGAUCAUCGCAGGAACUGCAGAUGUAAAAUGUUACCUCAUAAAUAUUUUAUUGAAGAAUGCUACAGAGGAGCCAAAUGAAGCUGCAAGGUGCAUAGCCAUUUGUGGCCUUGGAGUUUGGAUAUGUGAAGAACUAACACAGUGUACAAACCAUCCUCAAGUGAAGGAAGCAAUAAAUGUCAUAGGUGUGACACUAAAGUUUUUUAAUAAACUGGUAGCUCAGGUAGCCUGUGAUGUUCUUCAGUUGCUAGUUUCUUAUUGGGAAAAGCUUCAGAAGUAUGAGUCCUCUUUACCCAGGAAGAUUACUGAAAUACUUGUGGCCACUAUUGCAUUUCUUUUGCCAAGUGCUGAAUAUUCCUCUGUGGAAGCAGAUAAAAAGUUUAUAGUUUCAUUGUUACUUUGCUUGUUGGAUUGGUGUAUGGCAUUACCAAUGAAAGUGUUACUAGAGCCAGUGUCUGCUGGUGUUCUUGAAGACCAACAUACCUCCAAAGCUCCUUUACUGGACUAUAUUUACAGAGUUUUGCACUGUUGUGUUAAUGGUUCCAGUACCUAUACUCAGCAAAGCCAUUAUGUACUGAGUCUUGCUGAUCUCUCAUCUAGUGAUUAUGAUCCCUUUUUGCCACUGGGGAAUGUCAGGAAUUCAGAGCCCGCCCAGUGCCAUUCUUCCACAGAUUUGGGCAACCUACUCACUGUUGCUGAGGAAAAAAGAAGAAGAAGCUUAGAACUAAUACCUUUAACUGCACGGAUGGUUAUGACACAUCUCGUAAACCACUUAAGCCACUAUCCCCUCAGUGGAGGUCCUGCAGUUCUUCACAGUCUUCUUAGUGAGAAUCAUGACAAUUCUUAUGUGGAAUCUUCUGAGCUGUCUCCAGAAGUCUUCAGAAGUCCAAACCUGCAAUUAUUUGUGUUUAAUGACAGUACUCUUCUAUCUUACCUUCAAAUUCCUGCAGAAAAUAAAGCAGAUACUGAGCCAGCAGUAGCCCCCUCAGAUGUAAGAGUAAUUGUCAGAGAUAUCUCAGGGAAAUAUUCUUGGGAUGGAAGAAUAUUAUAUGGACCUUUGGAGGGCUGUCUUCCCCGGCAAAGUGGAAUGAACUCGCUUGUGAUUGCAGGCCAUCCUGAGCACCAAUUUAAUUCUCAGAAAGAUGUUUCUCAAGUGGAAGAAGGAGAAGAUGCUCUUGACAGAUUGCUGGAAAAAAUUGGUAACUCUAGUCCUGAAUGCCUUUUACAUCCCCAGCGAAAGCUAAAUGAGCCAUCGCCACCACCGUUUGGUAUGAGCUACGAUCAAGAAAAUGAAAUCAUUGAAGCCCUCAUAAGGCAGAGUGCCCAGGAAAAAGAGUAUAUAUUUAAAUGCAGUUCUGACUUUGGUAUGAAGGUAGCCCAUCAAGAACAACCAUGCCCUGCUGAACCACAAGCAUCAUUUUAUUUUUGUAGGCUGUUGCUAAAUGACUUGGGAAUGAAUUCCUGGGAUAGAAGAAAAAGUUUUCAUCUUCUUAAGAAAAAUUCCAAAUUACUGAGAGAAUUGAAAAAUCUGGAUUCUCGUCAGUGCCGUGAAACUCACAAGAUUGCAGUGUUUUACAUUGCAGAAGGACAGGAAGACAAGUGUUCCAUACUGUCCAAUGCCAGGGGAAGCCAGGCCUAUGAAGAUUUUGUUGCUGGACUGGGCUGGGAGGUUGAUCUUUCAACACAUGGUGGCUUUAUGGGCGGCCUGCAACGUAAUGGCAGCACAGGACAAACAGCACCAUAUUAUGCUACCUCUACUGUGGAAGUCAUUUUUCAUGUGUCUACAAGAAUGCCAUCAGAUUCAGAUGAUUCACUGACCAAAAAGCUUCGUCACUUGGGAAAUGAUGAGGUUCACAUCGUCUGGUCGGAGCACACCAGGAACUACCGCAGGGGCAUUAUACCAACAGAUUUUGGAGAUGUUUUAAUCGUUAUUUAUCCAAUGAAGAAUCACAUGUUUUUCAUAGAGAUAAUGAAAAAAACAGAGGUGCCAUUUUUUGGUCCUCUCUUUGAUGGAGCAAUAGUGACUGCAAAGCUGCUGCCAAGCCUUGUAUGUGCCACGUGCAUCAAUGCCAGCAGAGCCGUGAAGUCCCUCAUCCCACUCUACCAGAGCUUUUAUGAGGAAAGAGCUCUGUAUCUUGAAGCAAUAAUCCAGAAUCAUAAAGAAGUGAUGACAUUUGAAGAUUUUGCAGCUCAGGUCUUUUCUCCCUCUCCUAGCUACUCCCUCAGUGGAACUGGAAAAAAAGAGGUGAUGCUGGAAUUGUCUGGCAGUUGUUACAGAUCAAGACUGGUGAACUCUGUUACAGAACCACGUGUAGUGCUUUCCUGAAACAUGUAUGAACCACUGCAAAUUCUUCAUUUUCCAGGAAAAGUGUUACCUUUCAAAUGUGGGAGAAAACACAAGAAGUUACAUAAUUAGCAUAAGCUUGUUACGACGUCUGAAUCAACUCAGCCAGUCUUCCUCCUUGUGUAGGGCCAGAGAGAAAGACAAUUUAUACAAAUGCUUGAAACCUUGGCACUGUUGAGGAUGUUCAGGCAGUAAGUAAAGAGGGAAAAGCCUAAGAAGGUGGAAAAAAGGAGUAGGAAGAGUGUUAUCAAAGGAGAAAGGACUGAAAGUUUUCUCUCUUUUUUAUUCCCUGUGAAGAAUGUUCAGCAGAGGUGCAGGGACCUGGAUUGCUCCUCCUCUUUGCUUAGUGGGGUAGUUCUUAAAAUUAGUAUUCAAACUAUAGCAGCUUUCACUCUUCAGUUAGCUGCCUCCCUCAGCCAGCUAGCGUGACUUUCGAAAGGAUCAGGCACUCCAGGACCUCCCUCUCAGCUGACUCAAGAUGACUGCAGCUUCUCCAGGAGAUGCAGGAGCUACUCCUUUCCGGGAUAGUCGUGCUUAUUGACCCUAAUGAUCUCUACAUGGCUUUUCUACCGGUAGGCCUCUUGCACUUCAUGAAUAGAGCUAUCAGCUGUUUGGACUUUCUUGCCACUGCAGGGAACACCGUAAGAAAUGCACAAGGCCCUGUUUUCUGCCAAGCUGAAGUGAAAACUAUUCUGGGGCAAUUUUCAGCAUCUGUGGUGUUAUAUGCAUGCAAGUCCAAACUCAUACUGAUCUGCAGAAAUGGCAGUUUAGUAACUAUCUCCAUCCCUGCCAGUCCUGAAGCCCUUGGUUCAGAAAUGUGAAGAUACCCUGUCAAUAGUUUCACGGCAGCUAUCAACCCAUCUAUUACAACUUGUAAGAAUAUGGAAACAGAUAAAAGAAUGCUAACUGGAGCAAUUACGUAACGGGCUUACAGGUGCUGUUGUUCAGCACUGGUAAUUCUGUAUCCUGAUUUUCACCUUUCUGCUUUCUGUUCAUCGAAUUCAUCAAAUAUGAGAAGUAUCCAGGAGUAUUUCCUAAAGAUUUGCAGGGACCUUUUUAGGCAGUUGUGCCACUUCAGGCUGGAGUGAUGCUUGGGCAAAAGGCUGAAACAUGGAAAGUGUGCAGAAAGUCUUCCUUGGAUCUUGGGGUAAAUUCAUUGAGGCUCUGUUGUAUCUCGCCAUUGCAAAGAGGCUGACUCCAGCACUGCUAGACACAUGGUGGGGCUUUUGUAGUAGGUUUUCUUGGGUCAACGUCUCAGUUGUCUUAUGAGCUCUGAACCUCUCUCUUCAAGCAUCUGCUUUUUUGGGGUGGUGAAGGGCCGUAGUAAAAUGACCUCACUAUGGUGGAUGUUUCCUUUGCAGGAAGAAUAGGUGAGCCAGGAACCUGCUCCUGUCAUGACAGUUGCCUUUCUUAAUUUCCUCUUGCAUUUUUUUUAACUCGUUUUCCAUCUGUAUAUCUGGAAUUAAUGGUGAGGCCCACAGGCACCAGAACAUUGAUCUUCAUUUGAGUAGGCAUCCCCAGAUGUUGGGAUCUUGAAAUUUUACUUCCAAUAAAUUACAGUCUUAGACUUUUUGUUUCCUGAUCUGAAGUAGACCAUUUCCUGUUUGGCUACUGCAAAAUGUAUUUGUGUAUGCACUGAAGAAACACUGUAAAAGUCUCCUGAGCCCGUAGAUGCUGAAGCUCAUUUCUCCCUGAACAGCAAGAGAAUUUUUUUAGACCUGUUGAGGGACCUCUUGUCAUUCCAGCUGUGCUUCAGCAUAUCCUUAUCACGUGAAAGGUAGAGCUCCCUCUGAUGCAGCUUUCAGGCAUAUGAACUUAAGAGUCAUCAUUCAAGAAAUAGUUAGUUCCCUAUGCAAAUCUUUCGGUACCCACAGUUUGAUUAGUAGCAAGCCUAGCCUGACUGCUGAAGUCAGAGCCCAAUGAGUAGAUCAGUUUUUUGUUUCGUUUUGUUUCUUUCUUGUUUGGGAAAUGGUCGUUUGGCCUAUGGUAAUAGCUGGUUGAUAGUAGAGAAUGAAAAGGUGCCAAAUGAAAUUUUCAAUUGAAUCAAGCACAAUUACCUGAUUUAAUGAGGGAGGAAAGUCAGGAGGAUCUGCAGAAACCCAAAAUUUACCCUCUCUCCCCAGAGAUGCCUUUCAGAUAGACACAUGAAAUAAAUCUAUUUCACAUUUUCCAUUCUUUCCUUCCUUCCCAUUUAUGAAACCAGCACAAACAUAUCCAAGUAACAUGACACAGUGAUUUUGAUCCACCUUCUGGAUCUUCUCAUGGCAAAACAAAGAAAUCACAAUAAUUUUUAUGACAGCAGAUUGAUACUAUAAAGAAAAUUAUAAUUUUGCUGAAGAAUCAAAUAAUAACUGAAUGGAAAUGUAGCCCCUCUCGCACCGAAGCAUGCCUUACAGUUACAGAGACAACACUAAAGCUCAAAACCACUAUUUUUCCACUUCCAGAUUCAGUCACUCAGUGAAAAUCUUUUCCAGGUUGUGAUGUCUUCCAUAAUUCAUUAAUCUGUUCAUGCCGUCAGUAGUCUGAAGAGUUUAAGCACUCUGCAGAUGAAAGUCAUGUACAAGGGAAUGCAAAAGGAAAGCUCUUGCACCCGAAACAUGCUGUGCUACUGAUUCUGUGGCUUGAUCGUGCCCUUAAUGUUUUUGAAGAAUUCAAUAUUGUAUAUGUUGACAAUACCAUAUUUUGCAUUUUUUUCAUGAAAGAGAAAUACUGUAUUUAAUUAGUAAAAUUCUUAGGUUCCUUGUGAGGGUCAGAAAAUGUUCUGUUACUAAAUAAGACACAGUCAUAGAUAAAUACCACAAACCAACUCCUUCGAUGGCAUCUCCUCUGCCUUGAGUGGUGGUGAUGUAAAUUUACGCCAAGGGACGACCUGGCCUCAUUUGGAGGUGGAGGAGUCUGUACAAAGCCGUAAGGCCUGAGAUGAGGGUUUACUCCGGGUAGGCAGGAGGCGAGAGCCGUUGUGCAGAGAGGCCAGUCUGCUACCCAGGGGUGCGAAGAGCACUGCGUGGCUGGAAGCUGCAAGACUACUUGGGGAGAUCAGGGCAGUUCUUCUUUUUGCCCACGGCAUAGGAUUGUGUACAGUUUGUAUCUGUCCCGCAGGGCUGCGUAGGUGCUGGGGUUGCUUCUCCCCCACGGCUGGCUUAACCUCAGAUCUGUGGCUCUGGUGGAGAGAGUGUGAGCACAUCAAUGGGGCUUUCAGCCUGGGCCCUUCUUUAAUUGAUUGUCUCUGAGGGAGUUCUCCUAGCUGUGAUCUCUGGAAGGGGAAAUGGCAGGGGAGGGCUUCAUCCCUAGCAAUCAACGUUUGUAUGGGAAAAAAUAUUAACUUGAUGGGCCUCUCUCUUCUGCUGGCCUGACAGCUCCAGCUGCUAGAGCUGUCAGCUAGCAAGAGAGCUCCAGGCAAUGUGGCCCCAUUACGUUUUUUUCUUAACUGACAAAUGUCAGCUAGCCAGCCAGCCACGGAGGAGAUAGCCCAUGUAGUGUUGUCAUUUCCAUUCACAGGCUCCAGCCUAGGAAGCAGCGAGGUUUGGGUGGCAUUUUAAGACUGCAUUGCGUGUUAGAUGGCUUUAUUCAAAGGAGAAUGACCGUUCAGACUUACUAAGGUCCCUCUGAUUUGCAAACCAGUGCACAACUAAUUUAGAGCUACUCAAAGUCAUGACUAAUUAAAGCUUUGAUGGCUACAUCUAGUUUUUAUUUUAAAAUCUCUAAAAUAAAUACCAAGGCCCUGUACCUAAUGGUGCCAAGCAUUCAUUGCCUGUGCUGGGAGCUGUGAGUGCUUAUCUGCUGUUUCAGGGUUGUUUCAACACUUGAUUAACCUAUAGUUUCAGACUCUUCUUACUGCUUAAGUUGUAUCUUUUCAAACUGUUACUUAAUUUUUUUCAUAAGCAAGGACCUGUGGAGCAAACCUCUUCAUCUGCCCAUGUUUAGACUGUACUGCAAUGUCUCGUUAAGGGUCUGGUCUAGUCUGAGGAAGCAGCUACAAUAACUAUGAUUGGCUUUGGCGGGCCCCACAGACGAAGCCUGAGCUGUGUCGUGCUCGACCCCCGAGUAUAGGCAGGGCUGCGCUGUCCUUUCGUGUUAGCGUCCUCCAUAGACUCUCCCAUAGGGUAGCUUUCAUGCUCUUUUGGCCGUGCUAAACUGGCUGCGCAGCAGCUGUUAAAGGUUUGGGGUAGUGAACUCAUAUCGUUCGUUCUUAGGCUUCGUUUUCAUGGAUUUCAGGGUAGGUCAUGUUAAUUCAGAUAAUAAAGAUAUAACUGACAAGUUCAGUAUGAUAUAUCAUUGCCGAGCUACCAGCCUUUGGGUUAGUACUAUCCAGGCCACCCACCCAUUUUCCACCAAAGGAUCCAAUCUCGGUCACUGCUGAGGUUGAACCACAUGUCCUUUGGUUUUUGCUCAAAAGUGCAAGAUAAAUGAAAGAUCUAAAUGUAGAUUUUAAACAGCUGUUACUCAUAAACAUUAUGAAAUCUUUUAUCAGAUUAUAGUAAACAAGACAAAUGACCAAAGGAGCAUAUGGUACAAAUGUAAUUCCAAUUAUUUGAUCCCCUACAUUCUUAAUGUAUGGUUUGCUACUGUACUGUGACAAUUUAUGAUCACUGGCAUUUAAACAUGUUUGGUUUUGGUUGCACACAGCCACAGCUGUCUUAUUUAUUGAUGAUUUCUUCAAAAUAUGUUCACUUGAACAUACAGGCUCAAGAUGUCUAAUUAUACUAUAUUUUCAACCAAUUUCGAUUUUAAAGUAGAACAUAUCAAAAUGCUAAGUUAACAUGGAUGCUAAAGGAGAAGGAAAAUGUCGUAGCAGUGCUGUGGGGUGCUGCUUUUCCAUGGCAUGCUAAGAAGGUGGAUGGCGAUAGCCAAUUCAAGGAAUUUAUAAGGAUUUUCUCUUGUCCGUCUAACUCUAGUUAUAAACACUUGGGUCUGGAGCAGUGUCCGGCUUCAGAGAAAGCUAGAAGAAUAAUGCAAUAGAGAUCGUGUCAAAAAAUGAAACUAAUUUCCUGACACUCCAGUAGCUUCUCAAACCUGUGUACCAACAUGAUUAAAGAUUCUAAGUUUUUUUGUACUUGCGCAUUGGCAGCCACAGAAGAAUUAGCAGUAGUCCACUGGUUAGUCUAAUAAUACAUUUUUAGUGGAAAAUCUCCACAGCAAUGAGCAACUUUUCCCCUGAAAUUUUCAGUAGCUUUAUAAUACACAAGUUUUAUCUUUUUUUGUUUUUGUUCUUAAAAACAAACUUCAGCAGUUUUGCAGCAUAUCAAUAAGAAUCUCAUAUCUUAAAAUGAAGACCGCUGCAAGCACUGCGAUCUCCUUUGCUGUAUGCCUUUGGGAAAGAACUAAACUCCUUCUGCUGGAGCGUCAGGACUGUCAGCAUCCGAGCCGGACGUUAGCAGGCUGAAAAUAGGAAGUUCUAGCAAAGAAUUUAAAAACAUGUAAAAGCUGCACCACCGGUAGGGAGGAGGUCAAUGAAGCAAGAUACCUGAAAAGAUAAUCUCUGAUGUGCUCAGAAGUAGAAAAGGAUGACAUACUGUGGAAAACAUACAGUACGGCUUGUUUUCUUGCAAGUGUCCAAACGGUGGCUACCUACAUAGCCCAUAGCGGAGUUUGUUGAGAUUCGUAAUGCAAGUCAUUUCCUUUGGUUUAAUCAGAUCUUUUUUCCUCUGCUUUUAUUAGACACCUUAAGUGUGAACUUGUUUUGAAUUAGAUAUUUUGUUGCAUCUUUGAAAGGAAACAGUCUGGUAGUCUUAUGUGAGGAGACAGAGAAGAAUACUUCAAGAACUUGUGAAAUAGCCUUUAAAGAAGUGUCAUCGGAGUAAUGAAGACAGGAUGCAGCUAAAGCAGGCUGGCAUACUGGUGGCAAGUCUGGGAAGUUGUUGUUUUAUCUCCAUCUUACUAAGCAUAGAUAACAACGCAGCAAGAUCUUGGAGUCUGGGGAUAACACCGAGGUUGUGAGCUUUGACAGACAGACAAGCUCUGGUUAAUCUUGCUGUGCUGAUUUACAACGUUACACGCUCCUAGCUGUCCCUUUUCCCCUGCUGGAGGGUCUAGUUUUCAUAACAGAAUCAGCAGAAGAUGGUUCAUAUGGCAGCAUAUUAGCUGAAAUCCCUCACCACAUCUGAAAGAGAGCAGUGUUGAAAUAACACCCAGCAAGGCCAGUCACCAUGCAAAAAUUAGGAGUUUGGUUUGAAAAUCAUGAUGUAUUUUAAAAUAAAAAUUUGCUUUGU